Molecule: messenger RNA, 1594 nt
Organism: Centropristis striata (black sea bass)
Lineage: Eukaryota; Metazoa; Chordata; Actinopteri; Perciformes; Serranidae
Exons: 8
Coding region: 153-1202 (349 amino acids)
Cellular component (GO): tRNA-splicing ligase complex
Source: RefSeq, a predicted model, not a curated record
UCCUUCCAUUAAACACUGUAAAAAGAGGAAGCACAACUUAUCAACUCUGAUGUAAACCAUAGACUGAUGUAAACACACUGCAACUUUCAAAAGUUGUGUCGCGCUGACCCACAAUAACAGAUUGUUGUCAGUUGUUUACUCUUAUUGUGACAAUGGAGAGGGGUGUAGGGACAGUUUGUGCCAUUAAAUCUUUAGGGUACCCGGGCGGCCGCUGCGUCACACGGUGUCAGUGUGAUGAACUUCCCUGUCCGCUGCUCACCUGGCUGACCGCAGAGCUGAGGGGUCUCUGUCCAGAGCUGCAAGACCCAGACAGGACAAGUGACGUCCUGCUGGUGGGAGAGUUGAGAACUUUACUGUCAAACAUGUCGUCUCCCCUCACUGCUCUGACCUCGGAGGUGCUCGGGCCGUCCAGCCUCAACAAAGUCACUGAGUUCCUUGUAUCAGAAUUGCAAGCAGCUCGAAUAAUGAAGCAUCAGGAAGAGAAUCCUGAGGAGAAGACAAGCGGAGAUGAGUCUGAAAAAGAGCAACGGGUUGAAGCUCACAGCCAUGAAGUCUCUGAGGUUUGUCAGGAAGAUGAAGAUGAUGUUGACAAAGACAGAAGGAAAGCGGAGAUGCAGGCAGAAUGGAUAUUACUGCUGCGCGCCCUCGACAUGGACGCCUCCUCCCAGUUUACAGAUGUGUUGAGUGACGUGGAGUCGAGACUUUCUCGUCUGCCAUGUGGAGACAUGACAACCCCGCUUCUUAACAGCAGCCUCAGCUCAGAGCAGUGGGUGGAAGUUAAAAAGAUCAAUCAGCUUCUGUCGGAGGACUAUCAAUGUCGGCGGCAAAUGAUGGUCAAACGCUUUCAGGUUACACUGGAGUCAUUUGCUUGGGGAGAAAAACAAAAGGAGCGCACAGAAGCGCUGGCCUCAGUGCCUCAUCUUUCAUCCCUCACCGGCUCCUCCAGAGUCUCCCCGUCUCUUCUGAUCGCUGCCAGACAGGAUCAGUCCCUCAAUGAGUCCAUCAAGGCUGGAAAGAGCACCCCUGUCUACAAGAUGUUGAUGGGCAGCGUACCAGACAGAGGAGGACGACCGGGGGAAAUUGAGGCACCGAUGCCAGAGUGGAGACAUCACAGAGCGAAAGGACACGGAACAGGACGAGGAGGUGGAAACAAUCAACGACGAAGAUUUCCAGAUAAAAAGAAGAAAGGGAAAAAAGAGUAGCAUAUCUUUUUCUUUUGCUUUUGCUUUACUUGACUUAACAUGAGUAACAAGUGAUCAUCUCUUAAUUUAGAUCAUGGUAUAAAAUAUGGCUCUGGAAUGCCACAAAUGAUAUAAUUUAAUAGGUAUAAAGGUAUUUUUUAGUUAGUGUACUGUACAUACCUGGCUGUGUACUUUUCUAUAAUAGCUUGUCAUUGCUAUAAUGUACUGGUAUAUAACCAGAUAUUUUUGUAAUAUUUCUGUUGAAGAAAAUUAUGCUUAAUUUGGGUUUUUUAUGUGUUGGCUUUGUACACUUAUAUAUAGGUUUGUUUACUAAAGAAUAAACCUAUAAAACACAAAAAUGUAUUGUUAUUUUGUGAUGUAAUGUGUAAAGUAGACAUUGCUUCUAUGCUUAA